AUGAAGUUUGAGAAAGAGAUUAAGAAGAUUGAUAACAUGGUCGGUAAUGGGACGUAUGAUGGGACAGUGGAAGCAAGAAGGAGGGCACUAGUUACUUGUUGCGAGAAAUGGUAUGUGAGGAAAGAACUACAUUGGAAGCAGAUGUCGAGGUCGAGGCAUGCGAAGGACAUGGAUAAAAACACGAGAUAUUUCCACAACUUAGCUUCUGCGAGAAAGAGGAAUAAUAGGAUUGAUGAUCUGAUUAUUAAUGGAAGAUUGAUAAGGAAUCAAGUUAGGAUUAAGAUUGCUAUCACGGAGUUUUAUAAGGGCUUAUAUCAUCAAGAGAAGUCGCCUAUGGUGGAUUUCAGAGAUGGUCUAGUGGAAAGGAUUAGCGAGGAGGAUGCUUUGGCUUUAGAGAUGCUACCAACACCUGAGGAGGUUAGAGAGGAAAUGUGGGAUUGUGAAUCUUCCAAGGCUCCAAGAAGUGAUGGCUACAACAUGAAUUUCAUUAAGAAGUGUUGGGAUGAAAUCAGCUCGGAGUUCACGACAGCGAUACUGGGCUUUUUCCAAUCUUUCAGGUUGCUGCCAGAUGCUAAUGUCACUUGGGUGGUGCUGGCCCCCAAGUUUACUGGUGCUAAAGAAAUCAAAGAUCUGCAUCUGAUAAGUAUGGUGGGAUGUGUGUAUAAGGUAAUCUCAAAGUUCCUGGUUAGGAGAAUGAGAGAUGUUAUGCUAGGGUUAGUAGGCGAGAUGCAGAGUACGUUUGUCAAGGGUCGGAAGAUUCAUGAUGGGGUCCUCAUUGCAUGUGAAACUGUUCAGUGGAUCAAACAGAGGAAGAAGGAAGCAGCAAUAAUAAAGCUAGACUUCUGA
This is a messenger RNA of Arachis stenosperma, 846 nucleotides long. RefSeq lists its product as uncharacterized. NCBI's taxonomy places the organism in Eukaryota, Viridiplantae, Streptophyta, Magnoliopsida, Fabales, Fabaceae. The record is from RefSeq and is a predicted model, not a curated record. The transcript has a single exon. The coding region runs from base 1 to 846 and encodes 281 amino acids.